Lachancea fermentati is the source of this 708-nucleotide messenger RNA. The record is from the annotation of a GenBank genome assembly. Lineage: Eukaryota; Fungi; Ascomycota; Saccharomycetes; Saccharomycetales; Saccharomycetaceae.
AUGGAAAUGCGCCACGGUCAUGAUUUUCUUGAGAAUGAAGCAGAUGUUGCAGCCUAUCGGCCGGCGAUAUGCCAGACGCUUCCGAUCAACGUACGGCAACUGGUUAUCAAUAAGCAGAACAGACGCUUACUCCCGGUACGUGACCAAUUGAUAGAGAGAAUGGAGGAUGCAUUGGUACGCUGGCGUCCACCAAUGUCGUGCCACGUAGGCUCAACAGCAGCCUUGCGAGGGAAACACCCCUACCAGAUGGAAGCUUCUCCAAAGGCCUCAUCAGCACCACGUCCGCUAAGAAGCUCGGUUAAGCAGUAUUUUGACACACUUUCAAGUGCAAUUCAUUGGUCGCAACCCAGUGCUAUACUCUCCAGCAGCAGCAGCAGCAUGGUCGAUGAAAUCCGCCAAAGCGUAGAAAACGCUGGUAGAAGUAACACUACGCCAUGUGCUACAGCAGUACUCGACACAGUAUGGUCACCAUCCUCCCCGCCCUCUGCUCGAGCACUUGAUUACAACUUUCCAGUCCCACCCUACUAUUUGCAAGAAGUGCAACGUGAUUAUCGCAUUGCAGCAACUGUCGGCCCCCGCGCGCCUGCUACAAGCAGUUGCGACCCCAAUUCAAGCAUAAGUUUGUGGGAGGAAUGUCUACAGAUGAUGCAAGAGACUUGGAGCGAUGUGGUCGCUGCUUGCAGUUGCACUGAGCAACGGGAAUACUGA